UCGUGACAUUCACAUCGGGGUCACGACUUCGCCUGUCCACGUGAUGGCUCCAAGUUCCUUGAAUGAUCUCGUAGUAAGGUGACAGUCGGCAGUGAAUGGCAUGUGUUGUAAUAAACACAACGGACUGGAGGCUGCCGAGAUCUCUCUGACUUAGUCAGCCGACAGCAGAAUACAGAUCGUGCAUAUCAUCAGUGUGCUGACGAAAUGCCUUCUGCCCAAUAGUGAAUGGUAUUUUGUUUGUACUACAAACGCCAAGCCGAGGAACCCCGACAACAUAGAUUUUUCGGUUUACACACAGAAAACUUUAACCCAGAGGAGUUACACUGGGGCAAAUCCCUUACCAUGAUUUAUCAGGUUUUACUAAAAGAAGAAGUGAUUGCUCUAAAAGAUGAACUAGAGAAAGGGCUGCCCGGAACAGCGAAGAUAUUCUACAUCUUGCGCAAUUUCCUAUGUGGCCUUUUGGAUGGAUUUGAGGUGAUCGUGGACAAGUGGCCCGAGUGGACAUGCAUAAUCCUGAGAGCUACAGACACUGACCGUGCACCUGCAUACUUCAAGCACUACUACAUCUGUCAUGCGCGGUCAGUCAGUGCGCUCAAGUUCUUUAUGCAGAGGCCAGGGGUGAUCGACUGGACGCGUGAGGCAACGUUCACAGGCGUCCCUACUGAUCUGGUCCCCUUCCUGAAGGACUACUGCCGGAAACAAAAUGGUCAGCUGAAAAAUGUCCAGUCGCGGUUCAUGUAUGCUUGGACCAAGGCCGAGCCGCCACAAGAACCUGACGUUCCCGAGGGACUGCAGCUGACCACUCUACAAGACAACCAUGUCCAUAUACUACGUCAAGACUGGAAGGACCUGAAGAGCGAUUCUGGUCUAGACACAUACUUCAAAAGCGUUGUCCACAAUUUUGACAACAGCGCCCUGACUGAUAAGAACGGGAAACUUCUAGCCUAUAUAUGCAUGCAGUUCAACGGGUCGAUGGCCAUGUUGAGUGGAAAUACGGAGAACCAGGGGAAGGGCUAUGGGCAGAUUGUACUCAGUGACCUUACCAGGAAGCUUCUAGAAAAGAAGGAGAUAGCCUAUGGGUUCAUCCCCACCAAAGAUUCCAACAUCAUCAAUAUCACCCAGAUCAUGGGCUACACCUGGGUCCCACAGGGAAACAUGGCGUGGUUUAGGUUUGAGAAGCUACCCUCUGUCAAAUCAGCAACCACAAACGGAUCUCGAGUCCUAGAGCAUUCCCAUUCUCAGGAAGAUGGUGUGGGGAACUGCAUGUUUAUCAAUGCUAUACCUCUGGUGGUGCAGGAGAUGACGGACCAUCAGCCUCCCAGUAAAGUUAGUAUAUCGUAAUCAGUGAUAGGACAUUUUAAACUGAUGCACUCUUGGAGGAGGUCUUUCUCAUCUUUCCGUUUAUUGAAGUUCGUGAUGUCAGAAUUCAGAGGUCAAUGACCCCAUUGGUGCCAGAAGUCUUUCAACGCGUUUCUGUUAUACCAUGCCCACUGUUCCUUAUAUUGACGUGAUCACAUUGGGGGAAAUAUGCGUAUGCAUAUUUUUUGUAAUGGAACCACCGAGGGUUAUAUACUGUGCAGGUAAUGACAUUCGACUCUAGAGAUGUGGUGAAAACGAUGGGUCCUCACACGGACGGCCCCAUGGGAAGCGGAUCCAGCAUUUUUAAAAGGGAGGGGCCGAAAAUAUCAAAAUUCGCUCUCUGAUAAUUUUACUGCCAACAACAUACUACAUUUGGUUUUCAAAAGGGGGAGGGCUCACACCAUCCUCCCUCUGGGUCCGCCUAUGGGAAAAGCCCAUUCUGGUGACCCUUUCCUAGAUGUCGCCGGAAUAAUGCUCUACUCGGAGUAAUCCCCGCCACAAUCACCCACUGACUACACGCAGGCAGUGCUCGUAGUUCGGAAUUUGGUAUUGACGAGAUCAAGCAACGUGAACAGAAUAUUCUGCUACCUCCUGUUCCACAUAUGUAUAUGUUUGCCUAGGCCACAAUAAGGUGAUCAUUUGUUUCAUGAAAAUCAUCUAACAAUAAUAGCUUUACCGCUUCUAGUUUCAUAUUUUCUUCCCGGGGGACACUGGAUUCCCUGUGAAAGUUCUGAGACUUUAGGGACAUCGAUUUACCUUGCAGGUUCUGCCUGCUAGAGCUAGAAGUAAAAUAUACACACAUCAACCUGCAUAGUUUUUACUUUCAUCAUACACACAAUAUUCUCCCAUAAGCCCCUCACUUCCGAAUUCCAAAUAAAACAUCACUUUAUUGUGGCCUUAUCAAGAAGUUGUACAUUUGAAUAGAUUUGUACUUCUUAGCAUACUUGGUUUGUCUUUUUCAGUGUAGUUAAUGUUGGUGCCUUGCGGGCGAACCAUCGAUAUUUAGCAAAUUAACUGGAAAUGUAUUGGCAAACUAUGAUUACCUUGGUGCCACUAACGACAUAUUUGUAGAAACGUAGUGUUUAGUUUAUUAGCUUGCAUUACAUUGUGUCAGAUGAACUACAUCUGUGCUGGAUCUGCCGCGGAUCACUGAGAGAGAACAAAUACUGUUUUUAAUAUUUUUUUAGCCUUCGACUUACGUUUAAUCCGUGUAUAGAUUCAUUCCCUACAGUAUUAAACAGGAACAGGAAGUAAGACUUGGACUUUAUUAUCAGAUACACAUUCCGACUCGUCACCAUCCAGUAACUGGAUUCCGCACCUUAAGCCCAGCCUGGCUAUAAGGCAAUGACAUUCAAGUAUUUUUUCCGUGUUGCGGGUUUGAGCAAAACUGAUGCGAAGACAGUCGGGUUUUUUCUCAAGUAGCGCUUUAUCUUUGUAAGGGAGCGCAGAGAGCACAUUCUAGUUAACUUUUCCUGGAAAAUAUACUCGUGAAAAUAUUUUUAGAAACUGGCGCCGUAUUACUCGAGAAAGCUGCUUUCUGAUUGGCUUAUGUCGACUUCUUUUUUAGUCAUUUCAUUUGUCGGUGAAAGUUCGCGAAACGUCGUUCUGACGUGAUUUAUGGAAUGUUCUCUAUUGUUUAGCAGUAGCGAGACCUAAGAUAGGAUUUUAAGGAGAGUGAUGCGAAUCCCGAACAUCAUAUGGGUGUCAAUAUCAUGUUGACACGAUGGAUGAACGACGAGGAAGUCUUACUGCCUACUGACUGUUGAAUACUUAGGGCGAUGUAUAUUUUAUGCACGUAGCUCACCUCGUAUACCUGGGGACGUGGUUGCCAGUCUGUUGUCUCCAAUGCUGGGCAUGGUGCUGGUCUACGCAGCGAUAGUAUUCUUUGGAAACCACAAUUGUUUUUGACAGGAAUAAAGUAAAGUCGUUGUUAUAUUAUCAUGGCGUACACAUUCGACACGGCUCUGAAGUGUUGACUGCCUCGAAAAUCCAUCUAAACGAAAAACACUUGUGAUGGUGUCAAUCUGGAUUUUUGUCGUUUUGUUUGUUCUAGUGAACGGCACCUCGCAUAUAUGUUGGAAAACAACAUCAGUUUCUUUAAAUUCGCCUUCGUUUGAAGGUCUGUUUAUAAAUAAGGUCUGAUAACAUGGUAUGUAUAAGAAAAGUGGGCAACCUGCCCUGUCAUAGAAACCCAUUCAGCAAGGAGUACCAUCGCUGCGACUAUGUGCUAUACGCUCCCGUAUUAUGUGAGAGCGAGUGAGUGAGUUGUGUUUAACGUCGUUUUUAACAGUAUUCCAGUUAUAUCACGGUGCGUCAGCUUCAUGUGUGAGGAAAUCCCGACGUGUACCACUUCGGUGAAACCAACGAGCACGGGUAUGGUGCUGACAAACCUAGAAACAUAAUCGGGACGAACCGGGAUUCGAACCCACAAUCAUAGGUUUCUAGCGUGCCCAAGGGACGCAACUCUGCUCAGCGAAUCGCGGCGCCUUAGACGACAGAACCAGCCGUGCCCCGUAUUAGGUUGAACAGCUGAGAAACGUCCUCCUGGGAACGGGCUUGUAGUGGGAACAUCAACUCGUCAUUCCUUAGGGUGUGAAAUCAUGUGGUUGUUAGGAACAAAACCGUGUCGAGAUCUUGUGAUUGUGUGCUGUGAAUAAUCAAAUGAAUUUAUUAGUUAUCCGUCUACACUUGUUUAAUUUGUCUCAAUCAAAAUAUGCAACAGAUGUCUACUCGACUAGUGUUCCUUGCAGCUGUUGAUGUGUAUUUCAGUUAAUUCGUUCAUUCUCACUAAUAUCAUAAUAUCCCAGCUAACUCCAUCGGGCUGUAAUUUUGGUUGCACGCAAAGCAAGCGUUAUAACGAGGGAUAUGUAACAGUUACCGACUGGGAUGGGUGCCGGCACGGAUUUGAACACCUGUGCACGUGCCAUCAGUGGCAGCGAGUCCUGCACACGAGUUCAAAUUGAUGGACACGAUAGACAAGAUUGGAAACGCUUUCAAUUCAUCCUAUCGUCAGACAAGCUUAAUGUAGCAAGGUAUUCAAGUUGGGCAUGGUCACAACGAAUUGCUUAUUUGUCGAAUCGCCGUUACCUAUUUUCUAAUAUGAAAAUGUUUUGAGGCGGCUAUUUUGAAUUGAGGGACAGAUUGUUCAAUACACCAGACCUGUUAAAAAGAAGAAGAAUUAUUGACCUUUUAUAUAGUAUUUUAAUGCGGAAUUUGUCAUUUGAAAAGAAAUAAUAAACUAAUUUGUUGUGGCCAAUCCAAGCAUCUGAAUUGAGUUGAAUGAUGAAGGAACAAUGACCAACGUUGAAGCCAUUAAGUGUAUUGUUUUUAUUAUGAUGUCGAGUUUUAUUUAUGAUGUCGAGUUUUGUAGACUUGUUAUGAUUUAACUGUUUGUUCUGUCGAGAUGUUGAAUGUUUGCAGUGUAGGAACUAAGAUCUUUCUCUUUGUGAAUGUCCUUGGCCCGAACGCUUCCAUGCACCGCUGGCUCCAUCACAAUGAUGGCUUGCUUAAUGGUCGUGAUUCAUGUGUUUUGUUAAGUGUUCAUUGCUUGUGAUCGUAUGAGAUAAAAGGACGUACACCCCGAAAAACAUACACCCGGUUAACAUCUGUUAACACAUUUCAACUGUAAUCAUAUGCUCACAUCUUUAACCGACUUGCAUGAGUUGUUCCGAAGAAUCUGAUAUUCAUGUGUUAAUUCGUGCAAAUUCCAAUGGUUGAGCUGUUUUCAAGUAUACUAUGAUCGCUCCACAAUGAAAUACAACCUUGAACACACACGCAAACACUGGAGUUUCAUAAAGCAAAGGGUCCGUUGCAUGCACUAUUUCUCUGAAGCUAGAAUUCGCUUCCCUUCCCUUAUUUGAAGCAGCCUUAACCGUAAACAAGUUGCCCUCUCAUCUAAAUGGCUAUGGUUCUUGCCUUCUUGGUCUCCUUUGACCGUUUAACCAUGACUGGAUGUGAAAAGUCGCUAUAGAUAAACGAGUUGAGAGAGGGCCUACCUGGAUGGUUGUAUGGCCAACCUGGGGGUGGUAUGGCCUACCUAGGGUGGUGGUAUGGCCUACCUGGGUGGUGGUAUGGCCUACCUAGGGUGGUGGUAUGGCCUACCUUGGGGUGGUAUGGCCUACCUGGGGGUGGUAUGGCCUACCUAGGGUGGUGGUAUGGCCAACCUUGGUGGUGGUAUGGCCAACCUAGGGUGGUCGUAUGGCCUACCUGGGGGUGGUAUGGCCUACCUGGGGGUGGUAUGGCCUACCUAGGGUGGUGAUAUGGCCUACCUUAGGGUGGUAUGGCCAACCUAGGGUGGUGGUAUGGCCUACCUUGGGGUGGUAUGGCUUGCCUUGGGGUGGUGGUAUGGCCUACCUUGGGGUGGUAUGGCUUGCCUUGGGGUGGUGGUAUGGCCUACCUUGGGGUGAAACUCGCUAUAGAUGAUAAACGAGUUGAGAGAGGGCCUACCUGGAUAGUUGUAUAGCCAACCUGGGGGUGGUAUGGCCUACCUAGGGUGGUGGUAUGGCCUACCUGGGUGGUUGGUUCUAUGCCCUACCUGGGAAGGUGGUAUGGCCCUACCUAGGUUGGUGGUAGUAUGACCUAACUGAGGUGGUAGUAUGGCCUACCUGGGAAGGUGGUAUGGAUCUACCUAGGUGGGUGGUAGCAUGACCUACCUGGGAAGGUGGUAUGGCCCUACCUAGUUGGGUGGUAGUCUGACCUAACUGAGGUGGUAGUAUGACCUACCUGGGAUGGUGGUUUUGACCUACCUAGAUGGGUGGUAGUAUGACCUAACUGAGCUGGUAGUAUGACCUACCUGGGAUGGUGGUUUGGCAAGUCAAAAUGGCAUUCCAGCAUACUAGAUUGUUCCUUAUUACACAGUCGUCUACGUAUAUCAAACUGUUGCACAGUUUUAAUAAACAUUAUUUUAACUA
This is a messenger RNA of Haliotis rufescens (red abalone), 6269 nucleotides long. RefSeq lists its product as uncharacterized. The transcript has 4 exons. Gene Ontology annotation, molecular function: glycine N-acyltransferase activity. Gene Ontology annotation, cellular component: mitochondrion. The record is from RefSeq and is a predicted model, not a curated record. Lineage: Eukaryota; Metazoa; Mollusca; Gastropoda; Lepetellida; Haliotidae. The coding region runs from base 226 to 1341 and encodes 371 amino acids.